Molecule: messenger RNA, 3493 nt
Organism: Galleria mellonella (greater wax moth)
Lineage: Eukaryota; Metazoa; Arthropoda; Insecta; Lepidoptera; Pyralidae
Gene: mAChR-B
Product: muscarinic acetylcholine receptor gar-2
Exons: 6
Coding region: 379-2868 (829 amino acids)
Biological process (GO): adenylate cyclase-activating adrenergic receptor signaling pathway
Cellular component (GO): membrane
Molecular function (GO): G protein-coupled receptor activity
Source: RefSeq, a predicted model, not a curated record
CUCAAAGUUUCCGCCCGCCAACCGCGCUCUGCUACUAACCCAGUUUCACACGCUACUUCUGUGCUAACUAAAACUAUAUAAAUGACGUUAUAUUGAAUGUAUGGAAUUAUUGUAACAGUGUAUUUUAAUUGUUACACAAUGUACACGUACCGUGGGUGUUUUCAAAAUUGAUGGUUGGAAUAAGGGCGUGAUCGCAUGGACGAAGGCACCGUACCGGGCUCCGGCCGGGGCACCUGCACGCCUGCCAACAGCCUUAUCUCGCGAUACGAUGCCUUGAAUAGAAUGACAGUUACUGAGAUGCAAGACUCGUGAAACGUCGAGAUCUGCGAUAACGUGUUCGAACUUAGACAAUAAUAGAAAGAGCCUUGGAAUAUCAUAAUGAACACGACCGAGCAGAGUCUCGACGUGAACAGGUCCACCCCCAUCUAUACUAUCGGUACCAGUUUUAUAACACAAUGGAAGCUGCAAAAGUUUAGGCAACGCACCUGCUUACCCUCCGGGAGCUAUCAGGACUGCCAGAACGGCACCAACUUCACCGACGUAUACUACUUCAAUAGCACCCUAGAGAAUAUACUGGCUACUAAUGGUGAAUUGCAACCAGUGCUCCCACCGUUUCCUCUUUGGCUGGCAUCAAUCUUCGCGACAUUGCUGGUAUUAGUGAUACUGUUGACGGUCAGCGGUAACGUCCUUGUAUUACUCGCCUUCCUGGUGGAUAGGACUAUCCGACAGCCAAGCAACUACUUCAUAGCUUCACUCGCCGCUACCGACCUGUUGAUUGGUACUCUUUCACUCCCGUUUUAUACCGACUAUGUCUUGAAAGGAUAUUGGCAUUUAGGUCCGUUACUCUGCGACUUAUGGCUAUCAGUAGAUUACACAGUUUGUCUUGUAUCACAAUACACUGUUCUCCUUAUAACAGUGGAUAGAUUCUGCAGCGUAAAAAUAGCAGCGAGAUAUAGAGCUUGGCGAACGAAAAACCGGGUUAUAUGGAUGGUCACAGUUACAUGGAUAAUACCAGCCUUAUUAUUUUUUACGACUAUAUUCGGAUGGGAACAUUUCGUAGGAUAUAGAGAUUUACAAGAAGGUGAGUGCGCAGUACAAUUCCUUAAAGAUCCCAUUUUCAAUACAGCUUUAAUUAUUGGCUAUUAUUGGACAACAUUGUUUGUUCUUAUUGUACUGUACGCAGGGAUAUUUAAGACUGCAUACGAUAUGCAGAAAAAAAGUGAAGCGAAACAAAGGAAAAUGCAGUCUAUGGUUGCUUUAAGUGCUGGUUUCAUGACUGGUAUGGCAGGGCGUGCUGCCGGCACCUCGGGUUUGUCGAAAGCGACUAUUUCCAGUGAAGAUCAAAUUAAAGUUCCCGACCCCGUUCGUAAAGAUUCUACAUCAAAAGGAUCGUUAGCAGCUCCAUUAUUAAAUUUAGGUGGUUCCACUGAUUCUAACUCAAGUCAAAAAUCAUCAGCUCAUAAAAGCAGUGCUACUGGUACAGGAACGUCAACAACUGCUGAAUCGGAUCCUGAAAAGAAAGAAGAACAAGUAGAAGCAGAAAGAUCCAGUAGUCCAGCUUUUGAUUCUGAUGAUGAGAGCACAACACAGUCGAAUGUUAAAAAAAGACCGUCUGUGGUUAAUUUGGUUAUGCAAACAGGUGCAAUGCAAUUACUUAAUAAUAUGCGUAUGAAUGGUGGCAUGUUAAUAAAAACUGAUUUAAAGCAAUCUCCGUUAUUUAAGCAUGAUUCAGAUAAACCUAAGUCAUCAUUAUCACAGAUAUCCGAAAAAAGUUUAUUAGAUACAGAUAAUCCAGAUAACUCUCAAAGUAACGGUCAACCAGCAGUAACAGUACCUUUAUCGACUACAAGUCUUAUAUCUCCCAUAUCAUCAGGAAUAGUUACGCCGUCCGAUCAAAGAGAGGUUUCAACUACAAUUGCUCAAAGAAUAAUUCCUCCUCCAACAGAAUUUAGAUGUAGCCCUCCAGUAUCUGAAAGUCCCCCAUCUCAAUCAGAAUCAUCAAAAACCAGGACAGUCAGAGUGGUUAAAAGUGAUGGUAGUUCAUACGACGUACUAGUAGGAAUGGAUGGUGCUGACUUGCGAUAUAUGGAUGAAAGUUCUAUUAUUUUACCUUCGCCUACUUAUGAGAGUCCUCCAUCAUCGAUAACAUUUCCUACUGCCACUGAACCAUCAUCUCCCCCUACUUUAAAUUCGGGUAAUGUUACAAACACAUCUUUAUUACAAGCUGCUUUAAUUAGAGCAACAGCUGAAGCUCAAGUAACACAACCCAAAACAAAUGUAUCUCCCCCUCCACCAAUCAAAGUGAAUACAGAAGUAAGUUUAACUACGGGAGAGCGACCUAAGCCUGUGAUUACUCUUGUUUCAUCGUCUUCCAAUAAUAAUGAGCCACAACCGCCCAAACCGACUGGAACUAAAAUUACGCCAUUAAAAUUAAAUCCAGUAAGCUCAGCUGUUGAGAACAGCGAUAUUUCCAGCACGGCUGUAACUGGGUCAGGUCGCGGCGACUCGAAGAAGGAGUUCGUCAAAAACAUAGGAAAAAAAUUGAAAGUUAAACGUUCGAAACGAGACGGCUUGUUUCAGAGUAUCGGUCGGCAGAAGUCCAAAUCGGAAAAUAGAGCUAGGAAAGCCUUUAGAACCAUAUCUUUCAUAUUAGGAGCAUUUGUUAUAUGUUGGACCCCAUAUCAUAUAGUUGCUCUAGUGGAGGGAUUUUGUACCGACCCACCUUGUAUUAAUAAACAUUUUUAUAUGUUCUCAUACUUUUUAUGUUACGCUAAUAGCCCAAUAAAUCCUUUUUGCUACGCGCUAGCGAACCAACAAUUCAAGAAGACUUUCACUAGGCUUUUACGAGGCGACUUUCAUAUCACCUAGUCCAUGUAUGUUGGUUACAAAUAAGCGUAAUGUAUUCAAUUCCAAUGCUAAUAUGGUUGAAAAUUACGCGCACAAUAUUCGAAUGAUGACCAUUCCAAUAUUGCUAAUCAUAAGACAAUACCAAUAAAUUAAUUAUGUUAAGUAUUCGUACGCUUUUGAUGUAUAGAAAUGAUGAAGAUGUUGGUGAUUAUCGUAUAGAUUGUGUAAUAAAUGUAUAGCGAAUCUUUGGCAUUGCCGAUUUGUAAAUAAGUAGGUACGUUGUAUAAUUUAUUUGGUCUUUAAAGUUCAGAACUGACAAUAAAGUGUUAGAGCAUGUAAAUAAAUGUUAGGUGUAUUAUUUUACCUUCGCCUACUUAUGAGAGUCCUCCAUCAUCGAUAACAUUUCCUACUGCCACUGAACCAUCAUCUCCCCCUACUUUAAAUUCGGGUAAUGUUACAAACACAUCUUUAUUACAAGCUGCUUUAAUUAGAGCAACAGCUGAAGCUCAAGUAACACAACCCAAAACAAAUGUAUCUCCCCCUCCACCAAUCAAAGUGAAUACAGAAGUAAGUUUAACUACGGGAGAGCGACCUAAGCCUGUGAUUACUCUUGUUUCAUCGUCUUCCAAUAAUAAUGAGCCACAAC